Molecule: messenger RNA, 1086 nt
Organism: Microthlaspi erraticum
Lineage: Eukaryota; Viridiplantae; Streptophyta; Magnoliopsida; Brassicales; Brassicaceae
Source: the annotation of a GenBank genome assembly
AUGGCUACUUAUGUGCAUCCUUCUUCAUCACCUCUUCUUACAAGUGAAGGAGAUGAAAAGUAUGCGAAUGUGAAAUGGGAAGAGCUUGGAUUUGCUCUGACUCCGACAGAUUAUAUGUAUGUGGCGAAAUGCAAACAAGGAGAGAGCUUUUCAGAAGGGAAUAUUGCUCCUUAUGGAGACAUUUCAAUUAGUCCUUGUUCUGCCAUUUUCAAUUAUGGCCAGGGACUAUUUGAAGGUCUCAAAGCUUACAGGGCAGAAGAUGACCGGAUUAGGCUCUUCCGGCCUGACCAAAACGCUCUUCGUAUGCAAACCGGUGCAGAGAGGCUUUGUAUGACAUCUCCUUCUGUGGAGCAAUUCGUCGAAGCAGUUAAGCUAACUGUGCUUGCCAACAAGAAAUGGGUUCCUCCUCCGGGUAAAGGAACUUUGUACGUAAGGCCUCUGCUCAUAGGUAGUGGUGCAAUACUUGGAUUAGCUUCAGCACCUGAAUAUACGUUCCUUGUUUACGCAUCUCCCGUUGGAGAAUACCACAAGGUAAGCUCAGGCUUGUUGAACCUUGAGGUGAAUCAUAAGUAUCGCCGCUCCCAUUCGGGUGGAACUGGUGGUGUGAAGAGCUGCACAAACUAUUGUCCAGUUGUGAAACCAUUUCUCGAAGCAAAGUCAUCGGGAUUCUCUGAUGUCUUGUUUCUGGAUGCGGCAACUGGUAGAAACAUUGAAGAGAUUUCUACUUGUAACAUCUUCAUAGUCAAGGGAAACAUUGUGUCCACUCCACCAACUUCAGGAACCAUUUUACCCGGAAUCACAAGGAAAAGCAUAAUUGAGCUAGCUCGUGAUACUGGCUACCAGGUUCAAGAACGCGAUGUUUCUGUGGAUGAGCUAUUAGAGGCAGAAGAAGUUUUCUGCACAGGAACAGCAACGGUCGUUAAAGCUGUUGAAACCGUGACCUUCCAUGACAAAAAGGUGAAAUACAAGACAGGAGAAGAAACAUUGUCCACAAAGCUCUACACAGUGUUAACCAAUAUUCAGAUGGGUGUUGUUGAAGAUAAAAAGGGUUGGAUGGUGGAGAUCAAUCAUAAAUGUCAAGGUUAA